GUCUGGCCUCCGUGUGCACGCAUGUCGACUAAAUGAGCAAAACUAGUCUCAAAUACUUUAACAUCACAUUUGAAAACUCGAGUUCGUAGAGAACAGUCGCAUCACUUCUUACUAAAGCUUUUACGCUAAGAUUGAAACUUUUGCAAAGUUUUUGCAACUUUUUUACAGUUUAUUUAAAAUACGAAUAAUCAAAACCACCGCUACAAUGACCGCAACCGUUGCAUCGGGUGUUGAAUCCCAAUCAGAUAUUCCUCGUAAACCCCUCUCCAAGACUUCUGAACACAGAAGAGCUACAAAACCAAUUAUGGAGAAGAAAAGAAGAGCUCGUAUUAAUAACUCGUUGAAUGAGCUGAAAGUUCUCAUUCUGGACGCUCUCAAUAAAGACCCGUCCCGUCACUCAAAGCUGGAAAAGGCAGACAUUCUGGAGAUGACUGUCCGACACUUGCAAAGCGUUCAAAGACAACAAAUGGCUUCAGCGAUCUCAACAGAUCCGAGUGUCCUCAACAAAUAUAGGGCCGGAUUUAAUGAAUGCGCGACAGAAGUCGGCCGUUAUAUCGGACGCGUCGAUGGAGUCGACAAUCCUCUGAGACAACGAAUUCUGAACCAUUUGAACGCUUGUGUGACAAGUCUUAACACAGCGGCGAAUAUGGCCUCCAAUUCAUACAAUCAGUCGAGAACUGGAAACGCUUUCCCGGGAAUGCUUCCGCCCAACGGCUCCCCAUUCGGAGCCAAUACUCCACUUCACGUGCAGAUCCCUAUCCCGGCCGCCACCGCCGCCGCCAUCGCCGCCGGAAUCUUCCCGAGUUCUGGUCUCACUAACAUCUGUAACACCAAUUCUGGUGACAUUAACAACAACAUCGCAUCACCGAUGAUGACCGCUGGCCUCACCAUCGAUAGCAAAGCCAAUAUGCAAACGCCUCCCUCUUCCGCUUCAUCCACCGCUUCCUCGCACUUCACUUUCUCACUACCGCUACACCAAUGCUCGCCACCGCUUAGCAGUCAUCACUUGCUUCCCUUCCACCACAACCUCAACGUCAAUAUCAAUCAAAGCAUUUCAAACCAAAUGACCGCAAAUCAGUCGGCAAUGGGUCUGAGACACGGCUCGACUGGUUCCUGGAGCCACAACUCAUGCCUGGAAUCACCGCUGGGCCACAGUUCCAUUAGCCCAGCCGGCAGUUCCGUCAGCAGCGGACAGUUGAGUCCAUCCGGAAGUGAUGCCGAUAUGGAGAUGGUGUUCGAACCGCACAAUUCACUCAAUGGCGACAGUGUUUGGAGGCCGUGGUAAUGAUGGUAAUGGUUGUGUCCAUUGCCCUCACAAUCAAACCCACAGUAGAUCUCUAUAUUGUAUAUUAUAAACAGAUUCUAUAAUUUAAAUUAAUAUAUCGAUAAAUUACAAACACUUAUACUCUCUCUUAUGAUCUCUAACUUUAACUGUUAUUCGUUUGCAAUGAAGACGGC
Molecule: messenger RNA, 1458 nt
Organism: Medioppia subpectinata
Lineage: Eukaryota; Metazoa; Arthropoda; Arachnida; Sarcoptiformes; Oppiidae
Source: the annotation of a GenBank genome assembly